AUGCCGUGCCUGAACCUCUCGACCAACGUCAGCCUUGACGGCGUUGACACGUCCGCCAUCCUCUCCGAAGCCUCCUCCACCGUCGCUAAGGUCAUCGGAAAACCUGAAGCUUAUGUAAUGAUUGUGUUGAAAGGAUCUGUGCCGAUCGCAUUUGGAGGUACCGAACAGCCAGCAGCUUACGGAGAACUCAUCUCCAUUGGAGGUCUAACCUCUGAUGUGAACAAGAAACUUAGUGGUGCUAUUGCUAGCAUACUCGAGUCCAAGCUUUCUAUCCCGAAAAACCGAUUCUACCUCAAAUUCUAUGAUACAAAGGGCUCCAACUUUGGGUGGAAUGGAUCGACCUUCUAG
Molecule: messenger RNA, 348 nt
Organism: Striga hermonthica
Lineage: Eukaryota; Viridiplantae; Streptophyta; Magnoliopsida; Lamiales; Orobanchaceae
Source: the annotation of a GenBank genome assembly